CUACCUAGUUCGCUUUCUUAUUUCACAUGGAAGACCAUUUCCACAAACAAUAACAAUCCUUUCGACAUUUCUCUAACCACAAAAUUACAAAUCUCUGACCUUCUAUAAAUACAUAGACUCAUUUACAAAUUUGAGAGGGGGGGAAAAAAAAUUACAUAAAAUUAUUAAACUGUCUUAUUGACUUAUUAGUUCAUGAGAUUUCUCGAACAUUAUAAUCGCGUUUUCUUCAUGGAAAAGAUCUUAGUUUUAUCAUUUUCCCUAUUGCUUUCUUCAAUUCAUUGUCUUCCUAGUACACUAAAUACACAAUACCUUAACAUAUGUGACCAAACUCCGUACCCACAAAUAUGCAACUCGCUUAUCAUAUCAGAUGUCCUACCAACAUCAUCCUUGCGAGAAACCACCUUAGUAAUUCGCAAUACUGCCUUAAAGGUAACCCUAGAUCAUGCCCGAAAAGUCCAUGGAGUGAUGUCAUCGGUGGACUUUAGUUCAUUCGAAGAUCAUCAAGCCAAAGUUGCAUGGGAAGAUUGUUUAGAGCUUUACAAGGAUACCAUACAUGAAUUGAACCACACAAUCAUAUCAUCAUCCUCAAGAAGUUCUAUAACAAAACAUGAUAUUCAAACUUACUUGAGUGCAGCUAAUACCAACCUUGAGACAUGCAAAAAUGGGUUUAACGAUCUUAACGUCACUAUAAAAAAUCAAGAGUUGUUUGGUUUUGCUUUGAAUAAUUUCACACAAUUGCUUACUAAUACACUUGCAAUAAACGGGGCCAUCUCAAAAAGUAGUACCAUACCGUUCAAACCGUACACAGGUGGUGGUGGUGGUGGUGGUGGUGGUCGGCGAUUAUUGGCCAGUGGAUUUCCGUCAUGGAUAUCCAAGCAUGAUCAUAAGUUACUUUAUUCGUCCAUGUCCACCGCAAAAUUAGCGGACCUAGUGGUGGCUAAGGAUGGUAGUGGUAAUUAUAAGACUAUAUCGGAGGCUGUAGCUGCUGCGAAACACUUAAGAAAUAGGAUUAGGAGAUUUAUCAUAUACGUAAAAGCUGGUAUUUAUAAAGAGAACGUUGUGAUUACAAACAAGAUGGUGAAUUUGAUGUUAAUUGGAGAUGGAAUUGAUGUUACAAUUGUGAGUGCCAACAAGAAUGUUUACGAUGGUUGCACCACCUUUCGAUCUGCCACUUUUGCUAUUUCAGGGAACGGGUUCAUAGCAUUUGAAAACACAGCCGGACCACAAAAGCACCAAGCAGUUGCCCUCCGAUCCGGAUCCGACUUCUCCAUCUUUUACCGUUGCAGCUUUAAAGGAUAUCAAGACACCCUCUACGUCUACUCCAAGCGUCAAUUCUACAAAGAAUGCGACAUUUAUGGUACCGUAGAUUUCAUCUUUGGUAACGCCGCUGCUGUUAUUCAGAACUGCAAUAUAUAUGCAAGGAGACCCAUGACCAACCAAAAGAACACCAUCACAGCCCAAGGAAGAUCCGACCCGAAUGAGAACACGGGAAUCGUGAUCCAUGAUUCGAUUAUUGAGGCUGCCUCGGACCUUAAGUUAAUCCAAGGUUCGUGUCAGACCUUCUUAGGAAGGCCUUGGAAGAUGUACUCAAGGACUGUUAUUAUGAAGUCGAAUAUUGAUGGAUUUGUGGAUAGAGCUGGGUGGACUCCGUGGGACGGGGAAUUUGCAGUGAAGACUCUUUAUUAUGCGGAGUAUAUGAACAAUGGUGCCGGGGCGGGUACUUGGGGCCGUGUAAAGUGGCCCGGAUACCAUGUCAUAACAAGCCCAAUUGAAGCUGGAAAGUUUACCGUUGGGAAUUUUGUGGGUGGGGAUAAGUGGAUUCCUGCCACUGGAGUGCCAUUCACAUCUGGCUUGUGAAUUGUGAAUAUUAUUAACACUCCAAUAUUAUUUGGUAGUUGUAAUUAAAGUAUGGUAUGUAAAGGCACAAGUUCAUAUGGGCAUACUUGGUGUAUUAUCUAUCACUCGUUCGUUGUUCUUGUUGUAAAUAACACUAAUACUUGGUGUACUGCUUAUGCAACGAACAUGAUGCGUGUUACAUAGCUUGUCAAGUAUCGUUUUUCAACUUAUUGGAAUAAGGAGUUGCCUCCACAGAAAAGGAAGAGUUUGGA
Spinacia oleracea (spinach) is the source of this 2108-nucleotide messenger RNA. RefSeq names its product pectinesterase. The transcript has 2 exons. The coding region runs from base 193 to 1857 and encodes 554 amino acids. Gene Ontology annotation, biological process: cell wall modification. Gene Ontology annotation, molecular function: enzyme inhibitor activity; pectinesterase activity. The record is from RefSeq and is a predicted model, not a curated record. NCBI's taxonomy places the organism in Eukaryota, Viridiplantae, Streptophyta, Magnoliopsida, Caryophyllales, Amaranthaceae.